This is a messenger RNA of Panicum hallii, 1663 nucleotides long. Its product is annotated as peroxidase 2-like. The record is from RefSeq and is a predicted model, not a curated record. The transcript is spliced from 2 exons. Gene Ontology annotation, cellular component: plant-type cell wall; plasmodesma. Lineage: Eukaryota; Viridiplantae; Streptophyta; Magnoliopsida; Poales; Poaceae. Gene Ontology annotation, biological process: response to oxidative stress; hydrogen peroxide catabolic process. The coding region runs from base 39 to 1508 and encodes 489 amino acids. Gene Ontology annotation, molecular function: heme binding; peroxidase activity.
UCUAGCCAGCAAGUCGAUCAAAGCAGGGACAAGCAACGAUGAUGGCCACUACGCUCACUGUCCUCACAGUGCUCGCGCUGCUCCGUUCCGCCUCAUGCCAAGCCGGCUACAGAGUUGGUAACCCAGCCCCAGCGCCACAGCAAUCAGCUUACACGCCGAGCACCCUAGCACCGCCCACUUAUCCUCCGACAAAUAUGAGCCCUCCACCAUCUAUGCUUCUACAUCCACCUACAUAUCCUUCGACGAGUCCCAGUCCACCACCACCUAUGAUCCCGCAGCAACCCACCUCUCCUCCGACGAGUCAGCCACCCACGAGUCCGAGCCCACCACCACCUGUGAUCCCAAAGCCACCUACUUCUCCUCCGACGAGUUCGAACCCACCACCAGCUAUAUCUCCACAGCCACCUACUUCUCCUCCGACUAGUCCGAGCCCACCACCGCCUAUGGUCUCACCAGAGCCACCGACCUAUCCUCCGACAAGUUCGAAUCCACCACCAGCUAUAUCUUCACAGCCACCCACUUAUGCUCCAUCGAUUCCGAGCCCGCCACCACCUUUGCCUUCACCUCCACCCAGCUCAGAUGAUGCAGGGAAGAAACUCAAGGUCGGAUACUACGAGAAGAAAUGUGGUGGUCAGGUGGACGUGGAGGCAAUCGUGAGGAAGCACGUAAGUAGCUUCGAUGCCAGCAUGAAAGCAGGGCUUAUUCGCCUCUUCUUCCACGACUGCUUUGUCCGUGGUUGCGAUGCUUCCAUUCUGCUCGACCCGACCGGCGACAACCCGCAGCCGGAGAAGUUGGGCAUACCCAACUUCCCGAGCCUGCGCGGCUACGAGGUGAUCGACGCGGCCAAGGCGGAGCUCGAGGCGAGAUGCCCCGGCACGGUCUCGUGCGCGGACGUCGCGGCCUUCGCCGCCCGCGACGCGUCCUACUUCCUCAGCGGCGGCGGCGUCGACUUCGCCAUGCCCGCGGGCCGAUACGACGGGAACGUGUCCCUCGCCAGCGAGACCCUGCCGAACCUGCCGCCGCCGUUCGCCGGACUGCAGCAGCUGGAGAAGAUGUUCGCCGACAAGGGGCUCGACGCCUUCGACAUGGUGACGCUCUCAGGCGCGCACAGCAUCGGGCGCUCUCACUGCUCGUCCUUCCGCCGCGACCGCCUCCCUCCCGGCGCCACCGCCUCCGACAUGGACCCGGCGUUCGCCGCCGAGCUGCAGGCCAACUGCACGUCGGCAGGCGGCGCCGACAACACGGUGGUGCAGGACUACGAGACCCCCGACGAGCUGGACAACCAGUACUACCAGAACGUGCUGGACCGCAAGGUCCUCUUCACGUCGGACGCCGCGCUCACCUCGAGGGACAUGACGGGCUACCUGGUGCGCGUGUACGCGAUGUUCCCGUGGCUGUGGCAGCAGAAGUACGCGGAGGCCAUGGUGAAGAUGGGCGGCAUCGAGGUCAAGACCGCCGCUACCGGUGAGAUCAGGAGGGCGUGCCGCGUCGUCAACAGCAGGACGUGAUCGGAUGGCCGGUCGUGCGCCUGCCUACUACUGAUCGAACUCUCUGACCCUGUUGUUUUAUCCACUUUUUUUCACCUAAUUCUGGUUCAUUCUUUCGUGGCGUUUGUGCUGUAAUAAUAAUAUCAUAGGUUAAUCAUUGUUUCUAUUGUGCUGUA